Molecule: messenger RNA, 1977 nt
Organism: Fusarium musae
Lineage: Eukaryota; Fungi; Ascomycota; Sordariomycetes; Hypocreales; Nectriaceae
Exons: 3
Coding region: 1-1977 (658 amino acids)
Source: RefSeq, a predicted model, not a curated record
AUGGUUUCUCUUGCACAACGACUGGGUAAAUGGUACCAGUUUCGUUUCAACAAUCUGACGCUCAAUGUCCCUGGCACUUACAUCACAAAUAAUGGAACCCUUAGUUUACUCUUCAAGGACAAGGAUGAAUACGAGAUGAAAGAUGUAGACGAGUUCACUGGUCGCGUCCUUGUGGGCUAUAUAAUGUCACACACCUAUGAAGUUGACUACGAGGCCGCAGAGCAAGACGAGGAUAUGGCUUUGAGAGAGUACAAUAUUGCACUCAAGGCCUGGGCUAUCGGACGCAUGUAUAACAUCCACGGUCUAGUUGUCCUAGCCAGAGACCAUGCUGUCAAGUUGGCUAAGUUCAUGAAUCCUGUCUGGGCAAUGGUGGCGAUAGUUGAUACUCCCUUGGUGAUGGAGCAUAUCACCGGCAUCAUCCACCGAAUCGACGAUUAUACUGAGGAGUUCCUGCAGAGCGUGACAAGACAAGAGGCGACAGAUCUUCUCUUGCGCGUGCCACCUCCCUCAACAGUGGGUUGGCUGUGGGCGACGCUCCAGUUGAUGCGGAAAGCCCAGGGGCCAGCUCUGGAACGAGGCUGGUAUCUGGUUCACCAGACCCUUCCAACCCAUAUGCCGGGGUUGCGAGAAUGUCUUCCGCUUCUAGAUGAACUCAGACAACUCACACAACUCACACGAGAAAGUGAGUAUAGGGCUCCUGAAGCUAUUGACCCCUUCGAUGACGAUGACGAUGCCGUGGAGCACGUUCUGAAUCCAUUCAAUCACUGGAUCCCAGAUGCCAAGAUCAAAUGUGGAAAAGUCAUGCGCGCCAUGGUCAGAAACUUCAACAGUUGCCAGAAGAUCGGCACCCGCAAUAAGGAGAAGCCGGCUGAGAGGGACAAGCCUUACGCCAGUGGUAUCUGUUCUGUUUACUUCUCAGAGAAGGGCCCUCUGUACAUCCCCAGCUCACUCCUCAGUGAGGAGAUGAAGGAAGCUACAGAUUUCCAACACGACAAUUCUGCUCAUCCUAUGGCCGAACUGUGGCUGGACAACAUCGCACUCGAUGCAGGCCAUGUCAUCAUUCACUACCUCGUCACGGGUAUCUACCAGUACCUCGAGCACCAGAAGGAAGCAGAAAAAGAUGCGAAGGACUUUUCAGCCGAGUUCGCGACUGCUAUUCGUGUCUACGUCGCUGCCGACAAUCUGCCCUUGCCCGACCUCCGUGAAAUGGCUAAAGGGGAGAUCCUUAGCGUCGGCAAGUGGCUUAGCCUCCCUGCCUUGAUCAAAGUCAUGGAAGAGGCCGCCCUGCCGUUCAAGGCAUACCCCGGAAUUGCCGCUUAUGUCGAAUCCCGACUUUUGUCCUUCUCUCAAACCGCAGCUAUGGAUGGCGGCGAAGACCAUGUUGACGAGACACUCCUUGCGCUGGGUGCUCCGGAUACAUUGAGCCAGGUCGUACUGCGUAGCGUCCUGCUUUCGAAGGCUUCCCGAGGCCGUCAGAUGGAAUCACCAACCUACAAGUCUGCAUGGGGAAAUCCUCGAGUCGAACUGUGCCAUAUGGAACAGGCCAUGGAACGGGCCGAGGGCUCUUCGUCCCGAAACGCUGAAGCUGCUCGCUACGAAAAAGAAAAUCUCCAUCCACAGAAGCCAAAGGCGAAACAGAAUGGGGAGACCUCACGCCGGGGUUGGAAGCGAGUUGGAGCUCUUGAAGAAAAAGCCGAAAAGAGAGCCGAGGAACUCGCAAGUGAGAGAAAGUGGAACGCUACGCGUUGGGGUGGAUACGACUGGCCCGCCCGACAGUCUUUUUUUGAGGAAGUCGGUGAUGCUCACGAACACCCGCCCGUUUUCUCCCUGGGGUGGGGUGAAGUUCGCAAGCGCCAGGCUUUCAAGCGACACGACCAAUGCGACAGUCCAACCGUCAUACCUGAAACCUGGAUUGAUCAGCUCACACCUGGCUCCAGUCAGAACUGGCCAGAGGACAAAGAGGCCGUCAACUGGUAA